AGCACUCACACUGUUGCUGUUGGCUGUGGCAAAUAUGGCUGCCGACGACCUCCAGCCUGAAGUCGAACAAAUACAACAAGAGGGUCGGUUCCUGGUCGGACUUAAGGCAACGAGAACGUCGCUUUCGCUCGCCUUCUCGACCUCCACUCAGUCGUGUUUCCCACUUACAGCUACCACUACUACGAUAACGGGCGGCCGCCGUCGUCGUCGUUCUGCAGGAAAACGGUUGGGAAAAAAGAUGGCGGAACUACCUGUCAUGGCGGCCGAUGAACUCAUCGGGUCUUUGUUAGAAGACUCCUUACCUAUUCAAGACAGGGACGGGAAGUUCCUGAAACUCUUCCCGGCUUUAACUUUGAAUUAUAUAACUCAGUCAACGACAACUAUCGUUUCUGUAUCAACGACCAUCCUCAAUGACCAGCAGUUCCUUUCCUUCUUCAAUGGUCUCCCGAACGGCGUCUUCACGGCUUGCAUUGCUGGAUGAAAAUGAAGGAAAGGAUGAGGCCUUCGAGGGCGCAGC
Molecule: messenger RNA, 517 nt
Organism: Hyalella azteca
Lineage: Eukaryota; Metazoa; Arthropoda; Malacostraca; Amphipoda; Hyalellidae
Exons: 3
Coding region: 35-481 (148 amino acids)
Source: RefSeq, a predicted model, not a curated record